Alternaria postmessia is the source of this 936-nucleotide messenger RNA. It is a transcript of the gene VPS26, whose product is annotated as Vacuolar protein sorting-associated protein 26. Gene Ontology annotation, biological process: intracellular protein transport; retrograde transport, endosome to Golgi. Gene Ontology annotation, cellular component: endosome; retromer complex. Bases 1 to 936 code for a protein of 311 amino acids. The record is from RefSeq and is a predicted model, not a curated record. Lineage: Eukaryota; Fungi; Ascomycota; Dothideomycetes; Pleosporales; Pleosporaceae. The transcript has 4 exons.
AUGUCGUACUUCUUCUCCACCCCCGUCGACAUCGACAUUGUGCUCGAGGACCUCGACGACCGCUCUGCCGUGGAUGUGAAGCUGGACAAGAACCGCAAAGAAAAGGUGCCGCUGUAUCUGGAUGGCGAAUCUGUCAAGGGCCAGGUCACGGUAAGACCCAAGGAUGGCAAGCGGCUGGAACACACGGGCAUCAAGGUGCAAUUCAUCGGUACCAUUGAGAUGUUCUUCGAUCGCGGAAACCACUACGAGUUCCUCUCCCUUGGCCAGGAACUAGCAGCCCCCGGCGAGCUCCAGCACCCGCAGACGUUCGACUUCAACUUCAAGAACGUGGAGAAGCAGUACGAAUCAUACAAUGGCAUCAACGUCAAGCUGCGCUACUUUGUGCGCGUCACGGUAUCGCGGAGGAUGGCAGACGUGGUCAGGGAGAAGGACCUCUGGGUCUACUCGUACCGCAUCCCGCCCGAGACCAACAGCUCCAUCAAGAUGGACGUCGGCAUCGAGGACUGUCUACACAUUGAAUUCGAAUACAGCAAGUCAAAGUACCACUUGAAGGAUGUCAUUGUCGGCAGGAUAUACUUCUUGCUCGUCCGGCUGAAGAUCAAGCAUAUGGAGCUGUCCAUCAUACGGAGAGAGACAACAGGAGCUGCCCCCAACCAAUACAACGAGAGCGAGACGCUAGUGCGCUUUGAGAUCAUGGACGGCUCGCCCUCGCGAGGUGAAACCAUACCCAUCAGGUUGUUCCUUGGUGGCUUCGACCUGACACCCACCUUCCGCGAAGUCAACAAGAAAUAUUCCACUCGCUACUACUUGAGUCUGGUACUCAUCGACGAAGACGCGCGCCGAUACUUCAAGCAGUCCGAAAUUGUCUUGUUCCGACAAGCACCCGAAGGCUUGACAUUGGCCCAGGAGCAGAACAAGCUAAUGGCAGUAUCAUGA